Messenger RNA from Miscanthus lutarioriparius, 1443 nucleotides. The record is from the annotation of a GenBank genome assembly. Lineage: Eukaryota; Viridiplantae; Streptophyta; Magnoliopsida; Poales; Poaceae.
AUGGUUGCGGUCGGGGAGUUGCUAGUCUCUGUCGCGCUGAAGACGGUUUUGGGCAAGCUGGCUAACCUCGCCUUCAACGCCACCUGGAACGACAUUGCUUUGCAGCUGAAUUUCAUUAAAGAUUUGAAGAGCAUCAAGGACAACCUGUCCUUUAUCCAAUCUUUCCUUGAGGAUGCGGAGAGGCAGUCGUCAAGGCUGGAGAGCGUCCGUCACACGCUUAAGAAGCUCAAGGCUGCGGCUUAUGACUUGGAGGAUAUGCUGCUACUCUUCGAGUCCUGGACCACCGCCCACAAGGGUGAAGGCCUUGCGCCUAGCGCCAAGGCUACAAAGGAGAUAGUAGACCUUCAGAAUAAAUUCAACUUCAUAGAACACACUAGCAACAAUGAUGAAGAAGUAAUCAGGAAACGGGAGACAUUCUCAGAUGCUGAUGAAGUCCCUGUUGGGAGGAUGGAAGAAAAAGAAAGAUUAAUCAGUAUGCUGCAAACAGAUGACUCAAACUUCCUCAUUGUUUUUAUCUCUGGCUUCGCAGGAGUUGGUAAAACUACUCUUGCCCAGAUGGUCUUCAAUGAUGAUAGAACGAGGCAAUUCUUUGAAAUCCAAGCAUGGGUCUAUGUCUCUGUAAAAUUUGAUAUCAUGACCAUCGGUCAAUCUAUCAUAUCCCAACUAGAUAAAUCAAGCAGCCCUGCUGGUAUCACCUUACAAGCUACACGCGACCGCUUGAAAACUAUUUUAGAAGGGCAACAGUUUCUUAUUGUUGUCGAUGACAUAUGGGAAGAAGAUCCACAUGAGUUGGAAAAACUAAGGACAUUGCUGCGGGGUGCUAAAGCAGGCAGCAAGAUCAUUGCAACCACACGCAGUGUAAAAGUUGCUAAGCUAAUGAAUGGGAGUUUGACAAUAGAAUUAGGUGCUUUACCGGACAAUUACUGCUGGGAGUUGUUCCGAGCAAAGGCAUUUCCAUAUGGAAAGGUGGAUGUUGAUAAGGAAAGUACAGGAAGACAGAUAGUCAAGAAAUGCAGAGGAAUGCCACUAGCAGCAAUUUCUCUCGGAUACCUUUGCCGGACAACUAAUGAAUGGAAAGCUAUACUGGAUAGUGAUAUCUGGGCAGAAAAUGGAGAUGAUGGACGGUUACUCAAAGAUACGAAAGUGCUACCAUCACUGAAGCUUAGUUAUCAAUACAUGUCUUAUCAUCUCAAGCUCUGUUUUGCAUAUUGCGCUGUUUCUCCCAAAGGCUGGUAUGUAGAGAAGAGUAGCUUGAUUCAGCAGUGGAUUUCUCUUGGAUUUGUUCAGCUCCAUGGCGAAUCGUUCACUGCACAACUAGCUGGAGAAAGAUACUUUGAGGAUCUUCGUGAGAUGUCUUUUCUUCAGGAUGUAGCAGGAAUGUCCCCAACUGUAAGACUUUCAUUUUUCUUUACUUUAUUGGAGAUCAAAGUUCUAUUUACAUAA